UUUCAAGGAGAUCAAGGAUAUUUAUUCAUAGUAAUAGUCUACUUAGGUGAAGACCAGAUUGUUCAGUGGUUUGUCCAGAUAGCAAUGGCUUAAUUACAGUACAUGCAUGAAAAACAUACAUUACAUCGAGAUCUCAAAACCCAGAAUAUUUUCCUAACAAGAAGUAAAAUUAUUAAGCUUGGAGAUUUAGGGAUUGCUAAAGUGUUAGAAAAUUCAUCUGACAUGGCCACAACACUGAUAGGAACUCCAUAUUACAUGUCUCCCGAACUGUUUUCAAAUAAACCCUACAACCAUAAGACACCUCCAUUAACUAAACAAUACAGUGACGACCUGUGUUCGAUUAUAAAGAUCAUGUUGGACCAGGAUCCUUACCAAAGACUUAGAGACAUCCUUCUAUAUCUCAUUUGCUAUUUUCGAGAUCUUAAAUAAACCUUGACAUUUAAGCUCA
Molecule: messenger RNA, 448 nt
Organism: Exaiptasia diaphana
Lineage: Eukaryota; Metazoa; Cnidaria; Anthozoa; Actiniaria; Aiptasiidae
Product: serine/threonine-protein kinase Nek4-like
Exons: 4
Biological process (GO): protein phosphorylation
Molecular function (GO): ATP binding; protein kinase activity
Source: RefSeq, a predicted model, not a curated record